AUGCCAAGAGAAUUAAGACAGAAUCAGAAAUCGACGUCAGGAACCACACCAAAAGUUGGAGACAUUGUUUUGAUUGAGUUUCCAUCUCUUCAAAAGACUAAAUGGCCAAUGGGGAGAAUUGUGGAAGUCAAGUCGAGAUCGGCUGUGGUGAAGAAUGGUUCAACAAAGAGAAUUGUGGAGUAUCCUUGGAAGUCAUUGUAUCCGUUGGAAACUGCAAUUGCGGAGAAUGAUGGUACCAAACAACCGGAUCUUGUGAACAUUGAGAAGGUCAAAUCGUUUGAAUGCUAUCACUACUUUGACAAUGGUUAUGAUGCUUCUUUUGUUCUGUUCAACUACUACUGCUGUUCACAACACUACUUUGAGAAUAACGUCCACUACUUCUUCGAUUAA
Caenorhabditis briggsae is the source of this 390-nucleotide messenger RNA. Lineage: Eukaryota; Metazoa; Nematoda; Chromadorea; Rhabditida; Rhabditidae. The record is from RefSeq and is a predicted model, not a curated record. The transcript is spliced from 2 exons. Bases 1 to 390 code for a protein of 129 amino acids.